AUGAGGUCAUUCAACCAGGUUUCAUCAGCCCCAAGCGGGGCAAGCAAAGGUGGUGGAGAAGAGCCCAGGAAGCUGCCAGAGCAGGCAGAGGAGGAAUCCCAGAUUUUGCACGGAACUGGCCACUGUAAGUGGUUCAAGGUGUGAAUGGGAUUUGGAUUCAUCUCCAUGAGAAACCGAGAGGGAAGCCCCGUGGAUAUUCUAGUUGAUGUAUUUGUACACCGAAGCAAAUUAUUCAUGGAAGGAUUUAGAAGCCUAAAAGAAGGAGAACCAGUGGAAUUCACAUUUAAAAAAUCUUCCAAAAGCCUUGAAUCAAUAUGAGUAACGGCUGGUGGGAGCCCCAGUUUAGGAAGUGAAAGAAGACCCAAAGGGAAGACACUACAAAAAAAACCAAAAGGAGACCGAUGCUACAGUCAUGCUAAGGAAUGUAGUCUUCCUCCUCGGCCAGAGAAGUGCCAUUGCUGUCAGAGCAUCACGCACAUGGUGGCGAACUGCCCUCAGAACUGGGUGCAGCCACCCGCCCGUUCUCAGGGAAGACCGGGAGCAGAGCCCCAGCCACGCACUUCGACGUUCCCUCGAGAGGUGGUGGGCGGGGGCUACGGCUGUCCGUCACCGUUUCCUCAGGAGGCGAGGUCCGAGGUCUCAGAGUGGCCAGGCACGUCACCUGCAGAAGCUUCCUCCACAAAGUCAUCUGCAGCACCAGAAGAUCAAAGCAAAACGGGGCCUUCCGUUCAAAAACGGAAAAAGACAUGA
Aethalodelphis obliquidens (Pacific white-sided dolphin) is the source of this 750-nucleotide messenger RNA. RefSeq names its product lin-28 RNA binding posttranscriptional regulator B (gene LIN28B). Gene Ontology annotation, molecular function: mRNA binding. The record is from RefSeq and is a predicted model, not a curated record. Gene Ontology annotation, biological process: pre-miRNA processing. NCBI's taxonomy places the organism in Eukaryota, Metazoa, Chordata, Mammalia, Artiodactyla, Delphinidae. Gene Ontology annotation, cellular component: nucleus; cytoplasm.